AUGAAGUUCUCAAGCAUUGUUGCCCCUCUCCUCCUCGCAUCAUCCGUCGCUGCGCUUCCCGGCUGGCGUGACUGGCAUGGUCCCAAAAACCCCGAGAGCAACUGUCUUACUCAAGCCGACGCCGAUGACAUUGUUGCCAAAUUCAUCAGCAUCCUUGAUCACCCAGAUGUUGCUGCUUCGAACGCCACUGCUCAAGCGUUGCUGACGGACGAUUUUUUCGAAAAGUCUGACUCGAUCAAUAUGCUUGCUGGCCACCCGAUUGGCGCUGUCACCUUCUCUGGCAAAGCUCAGUACAUUCAAGGCGUUCUUCUAGCACCAUCCAUCACGAACAUCACAACCUACAAGUCCAUGGUCGCUGGCUGCACAAACGUUCUCUGGUUCUGGAACAUGGCAGGCAUUGGAAGCAGACAGAUCCCGGUCAACGGAUUCAACCUCUUUGAGAUCACUCCGGAGAAAAAGGUCGCCGACAUGUUUGUUGAAUUCAACAACAUUGGCUGGGGAAUCGACACUGGCUUCACCGUCUUCAGCAGGGAUGGCACCAAGCUUCCUCUGGCAUAG
Fonsecaea monophora is the source of this 558-nucleotide messenger RNA. RefSeq lists its product as hypothetical. NCBI's taxonomy places the organism in Eukaryota, Fungi, Ascomycota, Eurotiomycetes, Chaetothyriales, Herpotrichiellaceae. The record is from RefSeq and is a predicted model, not a curated record. The coding region runs from base 1 to 558 and encodes 185 amino acids. The transcript has 2 exons.